AUGUUGGCGCAAGCUUUAGUCGUGUGGACCUCUGAAAUGCGAGAUCGGUUUAGUCUAGAGCCAGGAAGUGCGGGCGAGCUGUUGUUGACGCACCGCAGUACUGUGCUUCGCGAGCUCCGAAAGAGAAUAUCUUCAUCAGACGUGUGCACUUCCGACCCUGUGAUGUGGACUAUCCUCAUGCUGGCUGCAACUGAGCUUAUGCAGGAUAACAUGGACGCCAUGGAAACGCACCUGGGCGCUCUGCGGCACAUUAUCCGUCUCAGAGGCGGUGUAAAUCAAUCGGGAUCGAGCGACUGGGUCACGCUCCUUCUUCUACAAUUUGAAAGCUUCUUGGACUACCGGCAGUUUGACCAUGUUAGGAGUGCAGACUUCGGCCACGCAUUGUCAGUGGCUGAACAGGUGCAUUGCACCUUCUCACCAGAGCUCAAGGCUCGGCUGGCCAAAUUACCUCCAGGGUUCGUGGAAGUAUUCGCUGUCUGUCCGAUGAACCUGCAGAUCUUAGACCUGGUGGAAAGAAUACACCAAUGGAUGCAGCAGCUUGCCGACACUACUCAUGUAGGUCAAGGACGAGAGGCUAUCGAAAGCAUUGCGGAUGCCAUGUCCUUUGAUUCAUUUCGAGCUUUCGACCUGCUGCAACAGGACAAGCUUGGUUCGACAGAACGCUUACUGGUUCUUGGGUUGUGUGCGUUUUGCAUUUAUAUGAACGGCCGAAUCAUCUACUCCGUCAUGGAGUGGGGGCUCCGGCUCCAUUGCAUGGCGCAAGUCACGAAGCAGAUGGGUCCCUUCGAGGAGGACGCCCGCCGGAGCAUGAUCUGGGUCGCAGCAAUCCUAAUGGCAACAGGUGGAAAUGGCUCUCCGUCAUGGCAAUUGGGGGGACGAAUCAUUCGUGCAUGUCGUGGUGCGCAUUCGCUUCUGCAGACCACCGCCCAAAGGAACCAGACAUGUUAUUUUUGGCACACGAAUCUGACCGAGAAAUUGAUGGCUGCCGCUCUGCCCGAAUGA
Molecule: messenger RNA, 1002 nt
Organism: Cladophialophora yegresii CBS 114405
Lineage: Eukaryota; Fungi; Ascomycota; Eurotiomycetes; Chaetothyriales; Herpotrichiellaceae
Exons: 3
Coding region: 1-1002 (333 amino acids)
Source: RefSeq, a predicted model, not a curated record